Sordaria macrospora k-hell is the source of this 585-nucleotide messenger RNA. RefSeq lists its product as uncharacterized. The record is from RefSeq and is a predicted model, not a curated record. Lineage: Eukaryota; Fungi; Ascomycota; Sordariomycetes; Sordariales; Sordariaceae.
AUGAACCCCAGUGCGCUGACGCUGGCGCCUGACAGCACCCACGUCAUUCAUAAUUUGUGCGUAGUGCUCAAGUUCCGAAGAACAACUAGUGGUACCCAGCUUUGCUGCCUCUUUGACGGCAACGAUUUAUAUCACGCGUUGGCGGCCGUGUCUACCGAAACAUCCAACCCGGAAGUCGCUGGUCAUUCUCAGGUGGAUUUGACGUUGCCUUUCCUCAUUUCUAGAAAUAACGGAAAUGCUGCCCCGCGCGCACAGAGCUGUCGCGACCACCAAAAAGCUCUAGUGGCGCUUGGCACCUUGAUUCAUGGGCUUUGGUUCGGCCAGCCUCUUGAAGCGCAACGUUCGUGGAGAGCCAACUUUGGCCCGGACGGACGGGAAACCGAGUUUACCAAGUUCAACGCCGCAGCUGCGUGGCAAGAGACGAUCGGUGCACAUGACGGACCGAUCAUGCACAACAUCACCCAGCGAUGCAUCUACGGUAACUUUGGGCCGACGUUGCUGAGUUUGGAAGACACUGAGCUGAUCAAGGCGGUUUAUGAGAACGUGGUGCUGAAGUUGCAGAUGCUGUGCAAAGUAUUUGAUUGA